GCCUUGACAGCUGCACAUUCAGGAGAUAUGGUGCCAAGACCGAAAGGUCAAAGACGGAAAGGAGCUCGUCCUCGAGACGGCAAAGCUCAAAAUGCGCGACUGCCACAGGAGUGCAAGUCGGCAGCGCUGGACAUUCUGAGGCAGUCGGCCGUGGAUGCGAGCGUGUGGAGGCAAAUCCUGGCUUCGCCUUCGGUGGCACAGUUCGCUCGCAGGUCUCUGACCGGGAAGGCCUCCCGGGAUCCCACCUUUGCACGCGAGCUCCUUUUGGCGGUGCUCACAGGGCAUCCACCUGCGGACGUUCAGACACAGGACCAAGCGGUCUCUCCUGCAGGGACUGCACUGACUGCAGAUCACCCGACACGUCGAAGGCGCCUGUGCUUCAAGCAGGGCGAGGCGAGGCGCGGCGAAAUGCGCCUGGCUGACACGGGAACCUGCAAGGGCGAGCACUUCAGAAUCGUUGCUAGUCCCCUGGUGGAGAUGGAAGAUGCAGAGUACUCCUCGUCCUCAUCUUGGCGACCAGCCCGGAGGCGCCUUCUGUUUAAGCAAAACCCCGUUAUCUUCUCUCCGAGCUGCGCUUUUGGCCCGCUGAACAUGGACUUGGCUGCACUUGUAUUCAGCUUCGUAGAGGUUCCAACCAAGGUAACUGCCGCCUGCGGCGUUUCAUGCGGGCUUCGGGAGGUCUUUCAGCGCCGCAGUGCUUGGGACCCACUCAAGCUUGACAAAGAUACCGGUCGCAAGUUGCUACGGAAGCUCAAAGUGAAGGACCCACUAGGCUAUUUCUUGGAGGAGGGUCACCGGACCAAGCGUUACUUUCCAAGCGGUUUCUUCGAUGUCCAACAUGUAGAGAUUGUGCUUAUGGACCCAGAGCGAGUUGAGCAUGUGCAAAGUGACACGGAGGAGGGUCUGGGCUUGAAACAGUUCUUCGUACCGUUGUCGUUCUUUCCGUCCUUACGUGCCUCCUCUCGCUCUCUCUCCUUCUCGCUUGCUUGA
This is a messenger RNA of Symbiodinium necroappetens, 990 nucleotides long. The record is from the annotation of a GenBank genome assembly. NCBI's taxonomy places the organism in Eukaryota, Dinophyceae, Suessiales, Symbiodiniaceae.